This is a messenger RNA of Monopterus albus (swamp eel), 6717 nucleotides long. RefSeq names its product neuropilin-1a-like. Bases 681 to 3557 code for a protein of 958 amino acids. Lineage: Eukaryota; Metazoa; Chordata; Actinopteri; Synbranchiformes; Synbranchidae. Gene Ontology annotation, cellular component: axon; plasma membrane; focal adhesion. Gene Ontology annotation, molecular function: vascular endothelial growth factor receptor activity; semaphorin receptor activity; vascular endothelial growth factor binding. Gene Ontology annotation, biological process: axon guidance; vascular endothelial growth factor signaling pathway; positive regulation of filopodium assembly. The record is from RefSeq and is a predicted model, not a curated record. The transcript has 18 exons.
UCACACCAGACCCACAUACCAGCGCGAGCUUGCGUGCGCAGUUUCCCCGCUCCAGCCCUGCAUGCAUGCGUCGGGAGCGCACAGAGGGCGCACCGGUAUCAGUUUGCUCCAGACCUUUGUAGCGGUCGGUAGCUGCUGGUUGCGCGCAGUGCCGUCUAGGAGCAAGAAUUUGGGGAGUGGAAAUUCUUCUGUUACUUUCACGGCUCGGCUCGUAUUCCUGACAUUUCUGCUGUAACAGUCAGUCGUUCGCUGCCAACAGAGAGGCGGAGAACUGAAGGAGGAGUAAAUGUCUGGAGAGCAGUGCUCCGAUGUUCCCCGCGGUUGGUUUACACUGAGUACCGCUUAACUCGUGAUUUCUCCUCUUUAAUUUCUUCCUGGGAAGUACGUCUACUGAUCCCGUUCGGUAUCAGAACCGAGGACAGCACAGGGGCCACUUUCGGCGGAAGGAUUUUUCCUUUUGAUUCUUCGUCUAUUCAUUUGGAUUAUUUUUUUCGGAGAUGGCAAGUUGGUCCCUGACAGACGCGGGGAUCUGGUGCUGAAGCUCACAGGAUGCUGGGGACCCGACACCAACCCGAUCUCUCACUUUGAGACCCUUUUCGGUUAUUUUUCUCUCUUGGACGUAGUCCCCGUGGACCUUGUUUCGCCUCCGUUUAUUCAUAUUUUCGCUCCACUUUUACAGAAUGCCUGUGUUGUACAAUCUAAUAAGGAUGCGCAGUGGAUUGCUAUUGUUCCUUUUCACCCAAGUCAUCUCGGUUGCUUCGUUGACUCAGACUGAUAAAUGCGGGGGGACUAUAGAGAUACACACUGCGAACUACCUGACCUCCCCAGGCUAUCCCGGAGCCUACCCGCCCUCCCAGCAGUGCGUGUGGGUUAUAACCGCCCCUGAGCAGAGUCAGAAGAUCCUCAUCAACUUCAAUCCGCACUUUGAUCUGGAGGACAGAGACUGCAAGUACGACUAUGUGGAGGUUUACAAUGGCGGGGAUGAUCUUUCGCCCAUGUUGGGAAAGUUUUGCGGAAAGAUUGCACCAUCUCCGAUCAUCUCCAGCGGCAGCCAGCUCCUCAUCAAGUUCGUCUCUGACUAUGAGACCCAUGGGGCAGGAUUCUCUGUUCGCUACGAGGUCUUCAAAACAGGUCCAGAAUGUUCCAGGAAUUUCACGGCUCCCCGGGGCUUCAUCAAGACCCCAGGCUUCCCCGAUAAGUACCCCAACAACCUGGACUGCACCUUCAUGAUCUUCGCCCCCAAGAUGUCGGAGAUUGUGGUGGAGUUCGACAGCUUUGACAUGGAGCCUGACACCACACCGCCACCAGGCGCCCUCUGCCGAUACGACUGGCUGGAGAUCUGGGACGGCUUCCCUGCAGUGGGCCCCCACAUUGGCAGAUACUGUGGCCAGGCAUCCCCGGGCCGUGUGAUCUCCUACACCGGCAUCCUGUCCAUGACCAUCACCACUGACAACGCCAUUGCCAGAGAGGGAUUCUCCGCCAACUACACCAUCCAAGAGCGAAGCCUCCCACUGGGACACAAAGAUGAGGAUUUUGCUUGUAUGGAGCCACUAGGCAUGGAGUCAGGUGACAUCCCGACGGAGCACAUUACAGCCUCCUCCCAGUACAACUCCAACUGGUCGCCUGAACGCUCUCGCCUCAACUACCUAGAGAACGGCUGGACACCUGCAGAUGACACCGUGAGGGAGUGGAUACAGGUGGACCUGGGAUUCCUCAGAUUUGUCUCAGCUAUCGGGACCCAGGGAGCAAUCUCAAAGGAGACCAAGAGGCACUACUAUGUCCGUUCAUACAAAGUGGACCUGAGCUCCAACGGAGAGGACUGGGUCACCGUGAAGGAGGGCUCAAAGCAGAAGAUCUUUGAGGGGAACUACAACGCGAUAGACGAGGCUCGCUCCUUCCUUCCCAAACAGAUGCUGGCUCGUUACAUCCGCAUUCGUCCCAUGACCUGGGAGCAAGGCAUCUGUAUGCGCUUUGAGAUCUAUGGCUGCAGAAUGUCAGACUACCCAUGUUCAGGGAUGCUGGGGAUGGUGUCGGGUCAAAUCUCAGAAGCUCAGAUCAGCGCCUCAUCUUACAGCGACCGGGGCUGGGUGCCUGAGAACGCCCGCCUACUGACAGGGAGGUCGGGCUGGACCGGGCAGCAAACCAAGCAGCCCUUUAGAAACGAGUGGAUACAGGUGGAUCUGGGCCAGGACAAGUUGGUGAGCGGCGUGGUGAUCCAGGGGGGGAAACACCGUGACAAAAACGUUUUCAUGAAAAGGUUUAAAGUGGGUCACAGCCUGGAUUUAGAAGAGUGGACCAUUGUCAAGGAGGACAACACCACCAAGCCCAAGAUAUUCAUCGGGAAUCAAAACCAUGACACCCCGGAGCUGAGGUCUGUGGGUCCCUUCCUGACCCGCUACGUCAGGAUCUACCCAGAGAGAGCCACCACCGAGGGCCUGGGCCUCCGACUGGAGCUGCUGGGCUGUGAGCUGGACGAUAUUACAACUACAGCACUUCCUACCACGCCCAUCGCCUCCACCCUUCCCAUGACCACGUUUGGUGCAACCACCACAGCACCCAUCACCAUACCUGGCACCACACUGGCUGCAGACUGUGAGGAGGGACAGCAGGACUGUGCCGAUGAGACAGAGGCUCCCGAUGACUAUGACACAGCAACAGGAGGCACGACAGUGGCCGACCCCUUCAUUGACUUCAUGCCAGCAUACGUGUGGUUCGCCUGUAACUUUGACUACUCAUUGUUCUGCGGCUGGACCAGAGAGAGUGGGACCGGCGCUGAGUGGCUCAUCCAGGCUAACGGGGCUCCUGCCGUCCACAGAGGACCAACCCAUGACCACACAGGCGCACCGGGGAACUUCAUCUACAUGCAGCUGAUUGAUUCAAACACACCAAGCAAAACAGGCGAAGACGAGGAUGAAGAGGAGAAGGUGGCGAGGUUGGCCAGCCUGCCCAUCACGGCGCCAGACACCGACCUGUGCAUGUCCUUCUGGUAUCACAUGUUCGGUGAACACACGGGGGCGCUUCACAUCAAGCAGAGGAAGGAGGCAGAGGCGGGGCAUAUCCUGUGGACAGUCAGCGGUCAUCAGGGCAAACAAUGGAGGGAGGGAAGAGUUUUACUGCCACACUCAAGUGUCACAUACCAGGUGGUGGUGGAAGGCGUUGCAGACAAACACAGUGCAGGUCGCAUAGCUGUGGACAACAUUCAGAUCAUGGAUGGACUCAAGGCUGAGGACUGCAAGGAUCCACAAGCGCCGACGUCUCCACCCACUGAGAUCUUCAUCCUACCAAUGGACUCCCACUCACAGGAGAACAGUGAGCUCGGGGGCCCCGGCAACAUGCUGAAGACCCUGGACCCCAUCCUCAUCACCAUCAUCGCCAUGUCCGCGCUGGGCGUCUUCCUGGGCGCCAUCUGCGGUGUUGUCCUGUACUGCGCCUGUUCACAGGGCAGCAUGACGGACAGGAACUUAUCUGCCCUGGAAAACUAUAACUUUGAGCUUGUGGACGGAGUGAAGCUAAAGAAGGACAAGAUGAAUGGACAGACUAACUAUUCAGAGGCAUGAGGGGAAAAGAGAGACAGGGCUGAUGUUGCUUUGCAUGGACACUCAUGCAUCCAAUCAAGCAGAAGGAAUGCAGGGCUGAGGCCAUCAAUGGGACAGCAGGGUGGGCUGAAAGUGAGCAGAUGUAAUUUUAUUUCUCAGGAGCGGCAAUGGAAGGGACUGACCUGUAGGGGGCACUGUGUAUAAAGAAUCUGUACAGCAUAAAAAGAAGAAAACUAAGGAUUCUAUUUGUUUUUUCUUUGGCGUGCUUUGUUGAUUUUAUGUAAUCACAUGCUGGUGUUGAGACCAAUUCAGAUGAAAGUAUCAUUUGUGUACUUUUAUGAAAAGAUAAGAUUUGGUUAUUUGUUGUUUUUGUUGUUUUUCUUGUCUUUGUUUUUUCAGAUGCCAUAGUUUCACAAAAAAGCAGAGUAUGUGAAAUUUAUUAUUCUGAUAUCUGGCUCUUCAGCUGGCCAUAUGUCCUUGUGAGUGUGUGUGUGAAAGUAUGAGAGUGUGUGUACGUCUCACAUUCAUAUACAUCUGCUUUUACAUAGAAGGUUUGUAUGCGUUAUUCAGUCUAGCUGUAGGCAUGUUUGUGCACGUUACACUCAUGCUUCUUUGUAUACAUGAAGUGUGUGUGUGUGUGUGUGUGUGUGUGGCGGGUGCCAUCCUCACCCGCUGACCUGUGUCUAGUUCCAACAGUGCCUUUUUUUCCUCCAGUUUUUCUGUUGCCUUGUUUUCUGCUGGUUGUUUUUUCAUGGGUUAGCAUUCCCUCCAGGGUUCCUACACAAACCUGCAGGAAAAAAUCAGUAUGAUAUAUUUUGUACUUUUUACAGAUUGUGAUGAUACAUACAGCUACAUUUUUGGUGUUGCAGUGUACUGUCGGAUCACAUAUGUCGGUGUAGGUCUGUAGGUCUUCUUACCUUGAUGACAAGGACUAAAAUGUUAAAGUCUGAGUUAAUGUUUAGGCUUUGGAAAACUUAAAAUCUGUUUAAUUUCCAAAUGGAAAAUGUGUAGGAGCCCUGAAUGCCUCAUUUUCAUGGCACAUGACACAUCAAACAUAUUGUACAUAGGUUUUAAUAUAUUUGAGCACCCACUUUUCUUUUUUUUUUAUAGAAAAAGACCCCAGUGCUGCAGUAUCAUUUCAGUUUUGAACUCAAACAUAAUCUAAUCAUCACAGUUCAGAAAAUGUACAGAAAAUAUUAAUUUUAACAGACAAACACAAACCUGUUUGUUUCUUUCUUUUUACAAACUAGACCUUUUUUCCUUACCAGUUUUGUUAUUGUGUCCUCAGGAGGGUUGGAGGUUAUGGAGAAACGCUGCCAAAAUGUCUCACGGGAUGUGUUGUUUUGUGUACAGGGUAAAACGGACAACCUCAGUACCACUAAAAUGCAGAAACAGAUCAUCAGGACUUAAAUGUUUUUCAGUGCUGACAGCUGACGCUCCUCAGUGGCGUGCAAGGUGACUGUUAAACCUUUAAGCUGAAGUGUGUCCGGCGGUUCUCAAAGCCAUCACAAAGACUUCGGCGUCUCUCCUUGGGUCCAACAGCAUAUUUAUGAACGCUGAUCAAGAAUUAAUGUUUCCCAUGAUGAUGCUCUGCUCUGUGUAUUAUCAAAGUUGACUGUCAGAGGAGAAACCUUCAAGAACCCUUAAUCAAGCAUAAUGACGUUUAGCAACUAACAAAAGCAACGCUGAUCAUAUUAAACAACUGCUGCUCAUACACACACGUCCACUGAGUUAGUGCUGAGUUCACAAGUGAACAGGGACUUGACAGAAAUGUUCAAUAAACUAUACAGCUAAUAUUUUAAUUUUCUUAUUAAAAAAUAUCUGAAAACUAGGUUUUAAAAAAGAUCAUGUGCAUUGAAAACACAUCCUUUUUUGUUUUUGCAACAGGAAUUUCAGCAAAUCUUAGGUCUGUCAGCUCCUCAGAUCCUGAAUAUGAAUUAGUUUAAACUGACUGGAACCAUCUGAAAAAUCUGGGUAUUUCUCCAAGAACAUUCAUUAAAGUGGAAAAUGAUGAGCCUUGUGCUAAUAAUACAGCUUUAUUGUGUUUUUGUAUUUGCAGCUAAAUAUGUUGUGAAACUGGUUGCUUGUUUAUAACACCAUAUAGAUGGAAGCCAGAAAUUUCACCAGUCACUAACUCUUCAACAACUCUUUGAUAUUAAACAGGGCAAUUCUUACUUAAUGUUCUUUUUGUUGUGCAAACCUACAUAUACUGUACUUGCCUUGCACUGUGGAAGUUCAAUCUGCCCAUUCUUAAUGUAGCAUUAAGUGGCAUCAUGUGAGCUAAAAAUAUGAAGCGAAGCUGUUUGUCAGCCAUUAAUUUACCAUCAGUUCACAGUUCUUUCCUUUUAAAGUGAGACAGAGACAUUUACCCCUGUUGUAAUCCCCAUUCAGCGCAUUUUAAAGCUAAUUGUAGUCUGGUUUCAGUAAUGACUGAGCAAAUAUUUUCAAUCAAAUGAAGGUGCUCUGGCUGUGAAAUGCUGUUUUUCAAAAUUACUCACUUUUGGUUCAGUCGUCAAUAAAAUAUCAAGUGCACCGGACAUGGGUAUGUGAUUUUACAGUGAUUCAGCCAGAUAUCAGUGAAGCUCCUUCCCCACUAAAAAAGAAAGGAUGCUGCAGCACUAGAGGUGAAAACAUGUUGCACUGAUAUAUUUUAAAAGAAUCUGUGUUUAUGAUGUUGAUUUAUGAAAAGAAAAAGAAGAAAGUAGAGGACAGUGUUACUGAUACUUUUUUCUAACACAGUUUCAGAUGACAAUGUUACAAUUCUGAAAUGUACAAUUUACAGAGAUUUUCAUUCUUGAAAAAACUUCUAUGCGUCUCUUUGAAACGUAACGGUUUUAUUUACUUUAUUUUCCUUGUCUUUUUGUACUGUCAAUGAUGUACGUGCCAUUGUUUUGUUUGUUUUAUUUUUUAUUUUUUGUUUUUUUUUGUAUGACAAGUAAAAAGUUUUAUUUUCAAUAUUGCUUCUGUAAUUUUGUUGUCUCAAAUCUAGAAAAAAAUCAAGAAAGGAAAUAAGGAAGUAAAAAUGGAAAAGCAGUGAGGCCUUAUGUGACUACAAGUAUUGUUUGUACUUUGACUUUCUGGUCAGCACCCAGACUCAUUCGUCUCUGUUGUCCCAGACUCUGAUCAUUGACUAUUAACAUUCCAAAGAAUUGGAUCAAAUAAAUGUUUUAAGUAAAAGCUG